AUGGGAGGCCCGGGUCGAGUCUCUGUUAGCUCCAACGACAUCCCAGACCACGUCCGCAGGACGCUGCAGAGAGAACGCCAGGUUACAUUCUGGGGAUGCUGUCGUCAGUAUCCCAAGGCUGUAGCGUGGUCUCUGAUGUUGUUCUGCACCAUCAUCAUGGAGGCCUUUGACAAGUCGCUGAUACAAGGCUUCAUUGCGUUUCCACCCUUUCGCAGGAGGUAUGGGACCCCAAUAACAAACAUUGACGAUCCAACCGUCACGCAGGACUACGAGAUUUCGCCAACAUGGCAGAUGGGGCUGCAGAAUGCCGCCAUUGCUUGCGAAAUCGUUGGUCUCCUUGCCCAUGGUUACAUCACUUAUCUUAUUGGGUAUCGGAAGAUGUUGGUCCUUUGCAUGAUUUGGCUCAUGAUUGCUAUCUUUGCCUCCUUCUUUGCCAAUAGCAUCGCCAUGCUUGCAGUUGGACAGGCACUUUGUGGCUUCCCUUGGGGCGUUAUUCAGACCCUCGCCGCCACCUACGCCGCCGAGGUCGUCCCAUCAACAUUGAGGGCCAUUUUGCUCAGCAAUGUCAACAUGUGCUGGUUGAUUGGGCAGUUUGCAGCAAUGGGCGUUCUUCGCAUCUUUGUCGACGAUGAAACUGAGUGGUCUUAUCGAUUGCCAUUCGCGAUUCAAUGGGCCAUCGCCGUGCCUCUGAUCAUUGGCGUGUGCUUUUGCCCCAACAGUCCAUGGUGGCUUAUUCGUCACGAACGACCGGACGAAGCUCGCAAGGCUUUGAAACGACUUACCAACGGCCACAAUCUUAACAUCGAAGACACCAUCGUCGUCAUGGAGCACACGAACCAGCUCGAAAACAAGUACAAUUACGGAGGCGCGAGCUACAGAGAUUGCUUCAAGGGUGCGAACCGUCGCAGGACUGAGAUUGCCUGUGCUGUCUGGGCGUGUCAGGCCCUCUGCGGUUCUACCUUAACCUCGUACGGGGCCUACUUUCUUACCCAGGCUGGGUUUAAUGCCGCACACUCAUUUACACUGUCGACUGGCAUGUACGGCAUGGGCAUCUUGGGAGGCAUGAUCUCUUGGAUCUUUCUCUCAUUCGUCGGCAGACGCAAGCUUUAUCUGACUGGAUUGUCAUGUGCCCUUGGCUUUUUGACCGUCGGUGGAAUUUCGUCAGUUGCCCUGGCAUCGACUGGUGUAACCAACUGGAUCUUGGGUGGCAUCAUCAUUGCCAUGACUUUCACUUACAACAUCACAAUCGGUCCUGUCUGCUAUGUACUUGUUGCCGAAAUCCCCUCAACAAGACUCCGCGUCAAAACAGUUGCACUUGCAAGAGUCACAUACAACAUCUUCAUGAUGCUCAACAACGUCGUGGUCCCACAAAUGCUGAGCCCAACGGCAUGGAACCUCAAGGGCAGGGUGUGUUUCGUGUACAUUGGCACCACCAUCCUGUGCCUAAUAUGGGCUUACCUGAGACUACCCGAGUGCAAGUCACUGUCAUAUCUCGAGCUGGACAUCUUAUUCGAGAAGAGGGCGCCUACGAAAAAGUUCAAGGAGUUUCAGGAUCGUCUGCAGGGUACGGCUUACAUGAGCGCUUCAAGGAUCGAGAGGUCUAAAAACCCUUGGCAUGGAUGGAUGGCUUACUCAUGA
Fusarium vanettenii 77-13-4 is the source of this 1638-nucleotide messenger RNA. RefSeq lists its product as uncharacterized. The record is from RefSeq and is a predicted model, not a curated record. Gene Ontology annotation, cellular component: membrane. The transcript is spliced from 3 exons. Gene Ontology annotation, molecular function: carbohydrate:proton symporter activity. NCBI's taxonomy places the organism in Eukaryota, Fungi, Ascomycota, Sordariomycetes, Hypocreales, Nectriaceae. Gene Ontology annotation, biological process: carbohydrate transport; transmembrane transport. The coding region runs from base 1 to 1638 and encodes 545 amino acids.